This is a messenger RNA of Oncorhynchus kisutch (coho salmon), 3465 nucleotides long. RefSeq lists its product as uncharacterized. Gene Ontology annotation, cellular component: actin filament. The coding region runs from base 1 to 3465 and encodes 1154 amino acids. Gene Ontology annotation, biological process: actin filament polymerization. The transcript has 10 exons. The record is from RefSeq and is a predicted model, not a curated record. NCBI's taxonomy places the organism in Eukaryota, Metazoa, Chordata, Actinopteri, Salmoniformes, Salmonidae.
AUGUUACAAAACCCUGAGGUCUGCGAUGAAGUUGUAAAAGCUCUAAAGAGCAUUUCCCAGAGCCUGGCCUUCCAGCCGUACUCCGAGCUGUGCUGUCCCUCUAAGGUGGUGGUGGACAUCGUGUCCAGGCUGCUCCAGGCCCUCUGGUCCUGCCAGAUGGAAAGCCCCUGUGACCGGUCCUCCAUGGCCCUGAGUGACAUGAGUGUCACCAUAGUGCUGGCAGUAGUGGAGAACCUCUCUAGAGUUCUGAAGGCUCCCCCUGUCGCUCAAGUCUACUACUCCCGUUCCACUGGUGUCAGGAUGGUCCACUCACUCAACCGUAAGAUCCAGGGCCUAAACAGCCCUGAGGACCUUAGGAGAGCUCUUUUCUCCCAAAGUUCCACCUUGAUCAGCACCAUCAUUGAAGCUGUGAGCACCAAAGUCCAGAGGCUGUUUGAAGCUCCUGCUGACUACAUUCCAUUAAGCUCUAUCCGCAGCUGGCUAUCAGAGCCCAAGGCGAGCGAGGUUCGUCCAAAGUGCCCUGACCAGCUGGUAAUCUCCUCUGAGCUCCUGAGGAACAUCAUUGGUAUGAUAGUUUAUGUAGUCUUCGAAGGCCACCUAGAGGAAGACAUCAACCUUCAUUACUGGCCCCUCAUAAACGACAUAAUCCACCAGCUGUCACUGUGUGGGGUCAAAGUCACAAAGAAAGGGGGCAAGGCCAACUGGCACAUUGGCUGGUACCAGAUCCUUGAGAUGGUGACAAACAUCCAUACUCAUCUUCACCACUAUACUGGCACAGAGCUGGUACUAAAGUUUGCAACAUCUGCCAGGGCCACCAUGCUAACGAGGCACAUGGUUCACCAUGUGGUCGAGGAGCUGGUAAAGCUGAAGGACGUGGAUGAAGGGACACCAGCUUCAGGGAGCAGUGAGUCUGUCACAGCACCCCUAAUCACUAACCCCAUCAAAGUGGACAACAUCACAACAACCAUGACCACGACUCCAGUUGACCUCCAGUCAGGGUUUGCCCAUCUAUCCUGCCCCGCACCACCAGGCUUUGCCCAGGCAUCCUGCCAGCCACCACCCGGCGUUGCCCUUGCAUCCUGCCCCCCACCACCAGGCUUUGCCCCGGCAAAGUGCCCCCCACCACCAGGCUUUGCCCAGGCAUUGCUCCCCCCACCACCAGGCUUUGCCCAGGCAUCCUGCCCCCCACAAUCAGGCUUUAUCCCGGCGUCAUGCCCCCCACCACCAGGUUUUCCCCCAGCAUCUUGCCCCCCACCACUCACUAUCGCAGAUCAUAUCUGCACUCUAAUUCAGAGCAUCACUGCCAGAUCCAACAACAUCGUCAACAAGGAGCUGGAGAAGUGUAUCAACUCUUAUAGUAAGAGCAUCUGGGCUGACACUUUCUACUGCGAGUACAUGAAGAUGUACCCAUCACCCCAGGGGAUUGAAGCCUUCUCAUUUGAUGAGGAGAGAUUUUUAGUGGUGGCCGACAUAAUCGGCAGAAUAUUGCUGAACAACCUCCAGCUAGAGAUGCUCCUCUCAGUGGAAGACUUCAAUGUGGAUGAAGUAGGGAGCAGUGGGUCUGUGGACAUGAUCCGGGCAAUCCCAGAGCCCCCUAACCCUGAUAAAGUGGUAGACAUCACAACACCCCUGACCAACCUUGAGGUUUUGGAUGAAACACUUGUCCUUCAGUCAGGCUUUACCACGGCACACUGCACCCCACCACCAGGCUUUUCCCCAGCACCCUGCAUUCCACCCCCAGGCUUUGCCCUGGCAACCUGCACCUCGUCGCCAAGCUUGGCCGCUAAUGCCAUGCAGGGCUUUGGCACCAAAGUCAUCCUGAAACAAAUGGUCCUGCUAUUCUUGGAGAGGCUCCCUCCUGCGUCAGAGGACCUUGAGUCAGAGUUCCUGACUAUCACUGAUCGUAUCUGCAUGCUGUUUCAAAGCAUCACUGCCAGAUUCCACAACAUUGUUAAUGAGGAGCUGGAGAAGUGUACCGACUCUGACAGUAAGCAGUACUGGGCUUACACCUUCUACUGGGAGUACAUGAAGAGGUACCCAUCAUCCCAGUGCCUGGGGAUUGAAGCCUUCACAUGUGAUGAGGAGAGAUGUUUAGUGGUGGCCAAAAUGUUUGCAAAAAAGAUGUGCCCCAAGAUGCUCCCCUCAGCAGCAGACUUCGACAAGGCUGAAGAUUCAGGCAGCAAUGGAUCUGUGGACUUGAACCUGGCAAUCCUAGAGACCCCUAACCCUGUCAAAGUGGUAGACAUCACAACACCCCUGACCACUAAUCCAGUCAACCUUGAGGUUUUGGAUGAAACACUUGUCCUUCAGUCAGGCGUUGCCACGGCACACUGCACCCCACCACCAGGCUUUACCCCGGCACACUGCACCCCACCAACAGAAUUUUCCCUAGCACCCUGCAUUCCACCCCCAGGCUUUGCCCUGGCAACCUGCACCUCGUCGCCAAGCAUUGCCGCUAAUGCCAUGCAGGGUUUUGGCACGAUAGUCAUCCUGAAACAAAUGGUCCUGUUUUUCUUGGAGAGGCUCCCUCCUGCAUCAGAGGACCUUGAGUCAGAGUUCCUGACUAUCACUGAUCGUAUCUGCACGCUGUUUCAAAGCAUCACUGACAGAUUCCGCAACAUCGUUAAUGAGGAGCUGGAGAAGUGUACCGACUCUGACAGUAAGAAGUACUGGGCUUACACCUUCUACUGGGAGUACAUGAAGAGGUACCCAUCAUCCCAGUGCCUGGGGAUUGAAGCCUUCACAUGUGAUGAGGAGAGAUGUUUAGUGGUGGCCAAAAUGUUUGCAAAGAAGAUGUGCCCCAAGAUGCUCCCCUCAGCAGCAGACUUCGACAUGGCUUUAGAUUCAGGCAGCAAUGGAUCUGUGGACUUGAACCUGGCAAUCCUAGAGACCCCUAACCCUGUCAAAGUGGUAGACAUCACAACACCCCUGACCACUAAUCCAGUCAACCUUGAGGUUUUGGAUGAAACACUUGUCCUUCAGUCAGGCUUUGCCCUGACAUCCUGCACAGCAUUGCCAAGCUUCGCCACUAAUGCCAAGCCAGGCUUUGGCACGAAAAUCAUCCUGAAACCAAUGGUCCUGCUAUUCUUGGAGAAGCACCCUCCUGCAUCAGACGACCUUGAGUCAGAGUUCCUCACUAUCGACGAUCGUAUCUGCACGCUGUUUCAAAGCAUCACUGCCAGAUUCCGCAACAUCGUUAAUGAGGAGCUGGAGAAGUGUACCGACUCUGACAGUAAGAAGUACUGGGCUUACACCUUCUACUGGGAGUACAUGAAGAGGUACCCAUCAUCCCAGUGCCUGGGGAGUGAAGCCUUCACAUGUGAUGAGGAGAGAUGUUUAGUGGUGGCAAACAUGUUUGCAAAGAAAUUGUACCCCAAGAUGUUCCUCUCAGCAGCAGACGUCAACGAGGCUGAAGAUUCAGGGAGCAAUAGAGUAAGCGAUGGUUUUAAGUGUUUAUCUUAUUAA